Molecule: messenger RNA, 586 nt
Organism: Melanotaenia boesemani (Boeseman's rainbowfish)
Lineage: Eukaryota; Metazoa; Chordata; Actinopteri; Atheriniformes; Melanotaeniidae
Product: cytochrome c oxidase subunit 7A-related protein, mitochondrial-like
Exons: 3
Coding region: 119-463 (114 amino acids)
Biological process (GO): mitochondrial electron transport, cytochrome c to oxygen; regulation of oxidative phosphorylation; mitochondrial respirasome assembly
Source: RefSeq, a predicted model, not a curated record
CCUCUAUGACGCCAUCACGUAAAGCAGCGUCCUCACACGGUAGGUCAGCGAAGGCUCGCCUUCAGGAGCAGUAAACCGCCGCGUGUCCCGGUGUUGUUUCGGAGUUCUGCCGGUGAACAUGUACUACAAACUGAACGGAGUAACGCUGCGGCUCACCGGAGCUUCCGCCACCGCCUACACCCCGCAGGGUCUGCGUCCAGUGGCCACUCCUCACAAUCCUCAAGUCAUCUUUGCGACUCCAACCAAGAUGGUGUCUGAAGCAGGAAGUCAGGUGGAAUACAUGGGAAUCAACAGAGUUCCUGCCUUACAGAAGCUCUUCCAGUCGUCUGACGGGGUCCCUGUCCACCUGAAGAGAGGUCGGAUGGACAAGCUGCUGUACCGGACCACCAUGGGUCUGACCAUAGGGGGCGUGGUCUACUGUCUGGUGGCCCUCUACGUCGCCGCACAGCCCCGCAACAAGUGAUGUCAGCUUCUCUGCGCUGUGAUUGGACCAGAGGUUUCUGUGGAUGAUCAGUGUGGAAACCAAACGAUUUGUACAGAAAUGUUAUUUAGUGUGAAGAAUAAACAAACAUUAUUUUCUUGUUAA